AUUCGUCAGGAAUGUUUGACAGACAACUUAUCUGACAAAUCACCAAAGAACAAAAUGUUGCGACAUAGGUUUUCUCUAAAUACAUGACGGGAAGUGGGCGGUCCUAGCCCAGAACCAGCGCAGUGGCACGGACGUGACACAAAUGCCAGAUGAAAUUCUUGUUUUAGCGAUUGUUAGCUAGGUUUUAGCAAUACAUAGCUAAAUAUGGUAUUAAUCUAACAGAGAUUACACAGGGACCAGCACUGAAGCCAGUUAGUUAGUCGUCGUCAUGGUGUCUGCCAGAGUGCUUCAGCUGUUGGCGUUAGCUUUCCUUGGCUCUGCUCUACCAGCCAGAGUUGAAGAUGACUACUAUUUGAUGGUAGUCCCGCAGUCUCCAGUGCUAGAGAUGGGGACUAACUUCACGGCUACAUGCGUGAUCAUCAACACGUCGGAAGUUACAGCAGAUGACCUUUACUGGACUCUCUCCGGGACAACUAUACCCAAAGAACAGUACACCAAGAUCAACGGAUCAGCUCUCAACGUCACUGUCCCCAUCACCAGUGAAAAGACUGAAUGGUUAUUUUGCAGAUGCCAAAAGAAAAACACCCUCUUUUAUAUCCGAAACGAAGGCAAAUUAAUUCACGGGAUCGACCUUAAAAAAGGCUAUGUUCCGGGGAAGCCUGAGAAUCUGUCCUGUAUGGCAGUUCAGCAGGGACUGUACAUCUCUCCAACUUUCAACUGUUCGUGGCAACCAGUAGGACAACAGACUGAUACAGUCCCUACAUUAUACACUCUGUAUACUGCAGUCCUCCCAUCGAGCGGGCAGCCCUCUCAUGAGACAAAAGACAACAGUAUCCAAGUGAAGUUAGGGGACAUUUUCCCCCAUCAUAUGACACUGGAGGUCUGGGUGGAGGCACACAAUAAACUGGGAAAAAUAGAAUCUGAGCAUCUGAAAGAAGAUUCCGGAUGGUUUGUGAAAACAGACCCUCCAUCGGACGUCAAAGUCUUUUCAGAGAGGAGUUUUCCCACUUCCCUUCUGAUAAACUGGACUCAUCGUAUUAUCAAAGAACGUGUGAAAUUAACCUAUCAAAUAAGAUACCGCCAGAAUGGGACUCAAAAUUGGACUUAUGUACCUCUCGGGGACACUGCAUCGGACAUAAAGUCAUUCAGACUCCAGGACCUUCAGCCAUACCAAGUGUAUGAAACCCAGGUGUCCUGCAAAAAUGCCAAGGAGGGCCAUGGUUACUGGAGCAACUGGAGUAACAUCGUUACCAAGAAAACACCAGAGGACCGACCAACAAGUAAACCAGAUCUAUGGAGAAUCAUUGCAGAGGGUGACGGCAUACAACAAGUGCAGUUUAUUUGUAAGGAUCCUGUGCUUGCCAACGGGAGGAUAAUAAGGUUCAACAUAAAGAUUCAAGACCCAAAGGAUAAAGUCAAGAACGGAAGUUUGGAGUGGAAGAAUAUUACCAGAUCCAGCCAGGGGAAGAUCACUGAUCUCAAACAGAUUGACCUGGCUGACCAGAAAUAUGUCGGAGUGUACGUCACCGCUACUAAUUCUGUGGGAAAUUCUCCUGUGGCAUCGUUAUUCAUCACAGCGAAAGCCCAUGAGUCAGAGCACGCCCCGGUUGAAGAGCUGAAGGUGUUGCCCCACAGGGGCCAACUGUGGCUGGAAUGGAAACCCCCCAACAGUUCAAAGUUGGUGUCAGAGUAUGUGGUGGAGUGGGUGGGCAGUGCUCAGACAGACUGGCAGAAGGAGAUGAGAAAUACCACACGCACUGCCAUUAAAGGCCACCUUGAGAAGUUUGUUUGCUACAACGUAUCGGUGUAUCCAAUAUACCAUGGAUGUAUUGGGAAGCCAGCAAGCAAAAAAGCCUAUCUGGAGCAAGGAGCUCCAGCGUUAGCCCCCGUUGUCAAUUUAAAUGACAAACCAGGACGUAACCAGGCCACGCUGGUGUGGACGGAGAUUCCCCAAGGCAGGCGUCGAGGCUUCAUCACAAACUACACCAUCUUCUACACAAGUGGAUCUGAAGUACACAAUCUAACCGUGCCAGCUAACACCAACUCGUACACUCUGAAGUCGUUGUCAGGCAACACCAAGUAUGACACUUGGAUCAAGGCUUCAACCAUCGGAGGCUCCAUCUCCAGCUUUAAUCACUCAUUCACCACUCUGAAAUAUGCCCCAGGAGAGAUGGAGUUCAUUGUGGUCGGAGUGAGCCUGGGCUUUCUGUUUAUCAUGGUCAUGACCAUGCUGCUCUGUGUCUACAAAAAAGAUGUGAUCAAGGAGAACUUUUGGCCUCAGAUUCCAGACCCUGGAGAGAGCACCAUCGGAAACUGGUUGCCUGAUUAUCCUUUGAAAGCAGAGACACAGGAGAGCGGUCUGUCGGGUAUCAGUGUGCUCGACGUGGACGUGUGCGAUGGGAAGUGUGUGUUCGAGGAGGACAAGGCCAGUCUGCCCCUGAAGAAGGACAAGUAUCUGUCGGAGGAGCACAGCAGCGGCAUAGGCGGCUCCUCCUGCAUGUCCUCGCCACGCCAGAGCGUGUCCGACAGCGACGAGGGCGGCGACAUGGCCGACACCACGGCCAGCACCGUCCAGUACUCCUCGGUGGUGCCGGCCUCCAGCGGCUACAAGGGUCAGACCCCCAACUCCCAGCCCCAGCAGGCGCUUUUCUCCCGGUCCGAGUCCACGCAGCCCCUGCUGGACUCCGAGGAGAACCCAGACAUGUUGCUGCAGGAGGCCAGCAGACAGUCCCCCCCCCGACGGCCCCGCUUCACGGACGGAGGCGACCCCGCCGGCAUUGCAGAGCAGCAGGAGCUGCUGGAGCCUCUGGACUUCUGUCCGCUGGGAGAGGACUCUGAGCAGGACACGCCUGUAGACGGCCAGGCCGCUGACUGGCUGCCGGCAGCGGUGCCGCCGCUCUCCAGCUACAUGCCUCAGCUGGGUGGCUACAGGCCACAGUAACAACACACGUCAUCCACGUCAAUGCUUCUGUGCCUCUUUUGGUUAACGCCUCUGAACAGCCACACAGGUGUUUUCAGUUCUUCUGGCUGAUGUUGAAUGUGGGCCACAGCUUAGAUGGGAACUUAUUAGGUCUAGGGAUGUCCCGAUCCCGAUCACAGGAUCGGGUGGGAGCCGAUUUAGGCAUUUUUUUAACUAAUCGGGGAGCGGCAUUUACCGUGAUUACCAUACUCCGAUCAUGUACAUCAUCAUUGUAGUGAUCGCUGCCUUUAACCACACACGCCCUGCGCCACAAACGCACCGCCAGACGGCCAAUCACCAGUGUCUGUCCAGAGAGAGUCUCGUAGCUCGCCAUCCCUCGGCAACAAGUAAAAUAGUCCGUCUUUCUUAGUCACCUGUUCCUUACAGAAGCAGAUUACUCUAACUCUCCACCCUUCUUCACGCUCUCAGGCUGUUAUUCCCUGGAGCCGACGUCGCUAAACAGGAGAAGAAAAUCAAAGAUUUACUAUUAAGCGCAAGAGGCGUCACUGAGGUUAGUUUUGGUUGUCCAGCGGGGAACUUGAAACGGUUUACUCUUUGGGUGGGGGUUUGCUGGGACCCUAAAGAGUGUUGAGAGAGAAGACUCACCUCCUGCACUAAGUUAAAUCAAUUCAGUUUAGGACAUAUUUUAGUAACUUCUACUUACUACGUCUACUUAGUUAUUUUUGUAAACAAAAACGCUGUGCAGCUCCAUUAUCUGAGCAUCUACAAGUACUGGAUCGGGACUCGGUAUCUGCAGAUAUUCAAUAUUUUAAAAAUGGGAUCGGGGGUCAAAAAAGCUGAUCAGGACAUCCCUAGUUAGGUCACAAAUUCUUUCUACCGAUAGGAAUGAUAAAGGUGUCAUUUGUCCCGCCCUAACAGAUACAACAACACUAACAGGAGGCUCAGGAAGAUGUCAAUGACACACACACACACACAGACACACACACACAGACACACACACAGUCCUGGGAAGAGAAUCCAAUCAGCCACAUUAACUGAAAACACCUGGAUGGGUAUUCAGGGCCUUUAAUGUCAAAUGUUAAUUUCAAGUCUUUGAAGCAGUAAAGAAUAGGGCUGUGCAAUUAAUCCAAAUGUUACUCGCGAUUACAGUUCCGGCUCCUAAUGAUCACAAAUAAACCGAUUAAUUGCAAAUUAAUUGAAUUGUACAUUACCGUUUGCACCAAACUCUUACUCUGUCUUUUGUUUUGAAUGAAAAAGACAAGAAGGAUGAAGGGACAUUUCACAGUCGAAGGUGUUUUCACUGUUGAUUUUUUUUUUUUAAAAGUCUAAUAAUUGCAACAUCUUUCCAAAAGACAACGAGCAAUCGUGUUAAACGCUCGUGAUUUCAAUAUUUACCAAAAUACUUGUAAUUAUGAUUUUUUUCCCACAAUGGAGCAGCCCUACUCUGAUUUAUAACCAAGUAGAAAUAGUUGAGGAGGCUUCGGGAGACUAGUCUGCCAUGGGAAUUAGAGCUUGUAGCUGUAGUUUUGCUAGCUUUGCACUCACAUGGAAAAUAAUUACACAGCCAUAUCUUUGUGGUCAAAUAAUGCCCCAGAACAUACUCGACACAUGUCACAUUUUUGUGUGUGUGGACCAUAGUUUCAAGAGUGAUGGGUGCUACAGCAGGCAGAGAUAGGUCUGACACAGGGAGUCUGUUGCUACGUCUACACCACUACCUUUUCAUUUUCAAACGGCAUUUUAAGACCAUAUCGUUCGCCGUCCACACAAUUCCGGAGUUUGCAAACCAAAACGGGGGCAGCGGUGUUUCCAAAUUUCUCCGUUUUAGGGGCUUGGAUACGCUGCGGUAGUGUGGACGCGAGGCGUGAACGUAGCUAAAUAUAUUUGUUUUUAGGCCAAAAGGUAGCCCUUGAUUGGUGCUUGUGUUUCUGUUGGAGCAGUGUCUUGCUGUAGCGCCCUCUUGUGGAGGGAUUGUACCUCAGCAGGAAUGUUACUGUUUGUUACCCGGGCAUUGUCGUUUAAUGGCAUAGACUUAUGUUUUUUAUUUUAAGUAUAUACACUGCACAUGAAUGUUAUCUAGUUAAAGAAGUUCACACUGACAUGUACAUGGUGAAGGGUAUCUUUAACUGCCUUUUGAAAGUAAAAAUCCAAUGCAUAUCUGAGUAAUAUACCGUUUCUAGCUCACGCAGCAUCAUUUAGUUUAAGCAUCAUCUUGCUGUAUUUGUCUAUCAUUUUAUGUUCAUUUCCAGAAGCGAAGGGCUUCCUGAUGCUGAUGAGAUUUACUCCUCAGGUCAGAGAUCUUCAACAGGGGGGGGCCGGGACCCCUAGGCUGCCAAAUUAUUGUUUGAUAGUAAAAAAAUAUAAAAUAAAAUAUGAAUACAACACAUUCUUAGUAAUGUAUACAACAUUGAUGAUAGGCAUACCAGCCUAUAGCUGAGCUAGCCAUAAGGUAGCCAAACCGUUUUAAGGAUUCACUGUGUCACAUUUUAACUUUAAGACGUGAAGUAUAAAUAUGCCAACAAUUUUUAUUUUAAAAGCUUAGUAUUGUACAAUGAAAAGGUAUGUGUGAAGGCUUUAGGUCGCCCUGCAACUCUUAUUUUAUACAAUAUAUAUGUUGUAGGGGGUCCCUGCUCCGUCUCUUUUUCAGCUGAGGGGUCCUUGGCUUUUUAAAUGUUGCCUUAGGUAUUGAAAUUGGGUAUUGAAUGACGAGGUAUUUUUUCGAUACUUUUAGAGGCAGUUCGGUCGGUGCCUGAGAAGGAUUGAAUUGGGUCCCCAGCCCUACUGUCGACCAACGGCAGCUUGAUGCGCACGGCUUUGAGUAGUUGUUGGGAAAUAGUCUGAUAAUGUGAUCAAUCACUGUGAUUUUUGGGAGUCAGACCUAUGGCCGAAUUGCUCUGACCUGUCUGAAGGACUGCAGAGCUCUGGGCAGAAUCAACAGAAAUUACACCUUAAUGGGAAAAAAAUCUGCUUGCCUGCAAAAUUUUGUCUUCUUUGACCGUUUUAUACUAUAAGAUCUUCAACAUUUCAUAGUACAAAACAUCCAUGGGAUAAAGUAAGUGUCGUGCUAUAUGAAAGAGAAGGACUAUUGCGGACUGGAUGUUGUGUGACUUUUUUUUUUUCAAAGCACGGUUUCUAUGAGAACUAUUGGAAAGGUCAAGCGUUUCCUUACCUGCCGGCAAAGGUUAAAGGUUUCUCGGUGUUGGAACGCUGUAUAUGCUGAUCAUUAUCAAAUAUGAAAUAAAUGUUUUAACUAA
Molecule: messenger RNA, 6171 nt
Organism: Sander lucioperca (pikeperch)
Lineage: Eukaryota; Metazoa; Chordata; Actinopteri; Perciformes; Percidae
Gene: il6st
Product: interleukin 6 signal transducer
Exons: 16
Coding region: 269-2941 (890 amino acids)
Biological process (GO): cytokine-mediated signaling pathway
Cellular component (GO): external side of plasma membrane; signaling receptor complex; membrane
Molecular function (GO): cytokine binding; cytokine receptor activity
Source: RefSeq, a predicted model, not a curated record